Molecule: messenger RNA, 617 nt
Organism: Penaeus vannamei (Pacific white shrimp)
Lineage: Eukaryota; Metazoa; Arthropoda; Malacostraca; Decapoda; Penaeidae
Cellular component (GO): extracellular region
Molecular function (GO): peptidase inhibitor activity
Source: RefSeq, a predicted model, not a curated record
CCACAUUUUACUGCUAAGCUCUAACCAACAAUGAAUAGCAUCAAAGCCGUGAUUGUGUGCUGCCUCCUGGUGGCCGUCUCCGCCGGUGUAGACCGAAGGGGAGGUGGACGAGGAUCCAACAGAUUCCUUCCUGGAGGCUUCGGUGGCGUCCACGGAGGCGGUCUCCUCGGCGGCGGUAUUCAUGGUGGAGGAAUCCAUGGUGGUGGAAUUCAUGGCGGAUUCCAUGGUGGUAGUGGUAUUAUCGGCGCUGGAAUCUCCAACGGCCCAAGCGAGUGCAGGUAUUGGUGCAAGACUCCGGAGGGUCAAGCCUACUGCUGCGAGACGGUGCACGAACCAGAGACACCUGUUGGCACCAAGCCACUCGACUGCCCACAAGUCCGUCCCACAUGCCCACGUUUCCAUGGGCCCCCCACAACCUGUUCCAACGACUACAAGUGUGCUGGCCUCGAUAAGUGUUGCUUCGACAGGUGUUUGGGAGAACACGUGUGCAAGCCUCCCUCAUUCUUCAACAACCACCUCCCAUUUUAAAGUUAAUUAGAAAUCAUCGUUAUCCGGUUGAUAACGGAAGAUAGGAAAUCUGUGAUAUUUAUUUUUUAAUAAAGCCUUAAAUAGUUAUA